This is a messenger RNA of Fraxinus pennsylvanica, 651 nucleotides long. NCBI's taxonomy places the organism in Eukaryota, Viridiplantae, Streptophyta, Magnoliopsida, Lamiales, Oleaceae. The record is from the annotation of a GenBank genome assembly.
AUGUGCUUCCGCAACACAAGAAUUGAGGAUCUUUGCCUUGACUUUACCCUCCCUGGAUAUCCAGAUUAUGCUCUCUUUUCAGCAUCUGAUUUAAAAAUGGUAAAUCUGUAUAAUUUAGAAGAAUAUGUCUCAUUUAUCGUAGAUGCAACGGUAAAAUCUGGAAUCUCUAGACAAGUGGAAGCAUUCAUGUCAGGUUUUGAUCAGGUCUUCCCUAUAAGACAUCUAGAGAUUUUCACUGAAGACGAAUUAGAGUGCUUGCUAUGUGGAGAACAUGAACUGUGGAAUUCGAGCGCACUUUUGGAUCACAUCAAAUUCGAUCAUGGAUACACAGUUAGCAGUCCCCCAGUUGUAAACUUACUGGAAAUCAUGCGACAGUUUGAUAAUAAACAGCAAAGAGCAUUCUUGCAGUUUGUGACUGGAGCACCCCGGCUUCCAACGGGGGGUUUGGCUUCUCUCAACCCUAAAUUGACAAUUGUUCGGAAGCAUUGCAGCAAACGGGUAGAUGAUGACCUCCCAAGCGUAAUGACCUGUGCAAAUUAUCUGAAGCUUCCACCUUACUCUUCAAAAGAGAUCAUGAAAGAGAAGCUCUUGUAUGCCAUAACGGAAGGACAAGGUUACUUGUGGGUGUACAUAAAUGUGACCACAGUUUAG